UUCGGCGCCACGUAUGUCGCGCCUGCGCACUCGGCGCGACGGGGGCAAGAUGGCGGCGUUGCAGCAGGGGGAGGCGGAUCAACUGUUCGAUGUGAGGAACAGCUUCUACAUCGGCAGCUACCAGCAGUGCAUCAAUGAAGCGCAGAAACUCAAGUUCUCUAGUCCCGAGAAAGAAGUUGAGCGCGAUGUUUUCCUUUAUAGAGCUUAUAUUGCACAGCGAAAGUAUGGUGUGGUGUUGGAUGAUAUCAAACCAGGAGCUGCCCCCGAAUUACAGGCUGUAAAAAUGUUUGCUGAAUAUUUGUCCAGUGAGGAUCACAGGGACAACACUAUUUCAGAGUUGGACAAGAAGAUGGCAAAGAAUGUUGAUGUGAGCAACAUCACAUUCUUGUUGAUGGCAUCCUCAAUCUUUUUACAUGAACAGAACACUGACGCAGCCCUGCGCACAUUACACCAAGGAGAAAGUCUGGAAUGCAUGGCCAUGUCAAUACAGAUCUUUUUGAAGCUCGACAGGCUGGAUCUAGCUCGAAAGGAACUGAAGAAGAUGCACGAAUCAGAUGAAGAUGCCACCCUGACACAGUUAUCAACAGCCUGGAUGAACCUCGUUAUGGGUGGGGACAAGCUGCAGGACGCCUUUUACAUUUUCCAAGAAAUGGCAGAUAAGUACACAGCAACCUUGUUGCUCCUGAAUGGACAAGCUGCUUGCCAGAUGGCACAGGGGAAGUGGGAUGAUGCAGAAGGAGUUCUGCAGGAAGCACUGGACAAGGACAGCAAUCAUCCAGAAACACUCAUCAACCUGAUCGCACUUUCUCAGCAUCUAGGCAAGGCUCCUGAGGUCAGUAACCGCUACCUCUCUCAGCUAAAGGAUGGACACAGAGGGCACCCUUUUGUUAAAGAAUAUAUGACCAAGGAGAAUGAGUUUGAUCGAUUGGCGUUGCAGUACGCUCCAAGUGCGUGAGUAGAAUGGAAACAAUAUCCGUGAAGAUUAACAGAAUUUAAUAUCUUGGACCAUUUUUUUUUUUAAGCUCCCCCAACUGUGGAAGUGUAUUUAAACUAAUGUCUUAUGAUCUGAAACCUUGUAUAAAGUGACCUGAGAGCAAUUGUUACUUGCUUGAGACUCUGCUGUUUAAUAUUAAAGACUGUUAUAUUUGAGGUCAAUUCAAGUAAUCAAAUUUGUUGAAACCUGUACAAUGAAAUGCCCAAAUGUUAGUUAUAUUAACUGUGGAAUUAUACUGUUAAUAAAAUUUAUUAAGCUCCCAAA
Messenger RNA from Amblyraja radiata (thorny skate), 1258 nucleotides. RefSeq names its product COPI coat complex subunit epsilon (gene cope). NCBI's taxonomy places the organism in Eukaryota, Metazoa, Chordata, Chondrichthyes, Rajiformes, Rajidae. The transcript has 10 exons. Gene Ontology annotation, cellular component: COPI vesicle coat. The record is from RefSeq and is a predicted model, not a curated record. Bases 14 to 955 code for a protein of 313 amino acids. Gene Ontology annotation, biological process: intra-Golgi vesicle-mediated transport; retrograde vesicle-mediated transport, Golgi to endoplasmic reticulum; endoplasmic reticulum to Golgi vesicle-mediated transport. Gene Ontology annotation, molecular function: protein binding; structural molecule activity.